GUCUCCAUUCCAAUUAUCAUCUCCAUGAUAAUGAAAUCUCAUAUAAUUACAAAAACCUUAUCAGUAAUCCCUGAAUCCAUGGCGCCCUGACCCUGACUCCUGAGGCAUAAAAAAAAAAACCCCCAUCUGUAAGGCUGCAAUAUUCAGGAUAGCAUACUCUGUGUCCUGACUCUGUGAACUUGCAGACAAAGCAGCAUCAUUCCGCCGAACCACACCCUCUCUCUUUGCCAGAUUUCUAAGACCCAUUCCAAGUUCCAGUUCCGUUCCCCCCACACCACUAACCACCAACCAACCUUCCAACUCCGCCAUUGGCGUUUUUUGUUCUCACCUGCUUGUCCUCCUCCUCGUUACCAUCGCCUGCCCCUGCAAAAAAAUUACCCCCAGCCGGGCAGCAGGCCAACGCCGGCAACCCUGAAAAUGGGGGAAAAGGGACAAAAGAGGAGGAUAAGCUUCCACCUUUCUGUCAACCCUUUCCAUAAGCAACUGUCCAAAUGGAUAACGACUCUUCUUCUUCUUCAAAUCCUAAUGCUCUGUUUUCGUUGUAUAUAAACCCAAAACCGGCCCUCCACUAAAUUUUAUGUAUACAAUCAAAUUCAAAGAGGAGAAAAGGGGGAAUCGGGCUUCAGAUUCUAAUUGGUGAGACAUUUUCAGGAUCUGAAUUGGAUGUGUAUGGCUCAUUUGUUCUCCUGCUUCGUUUGUAAGAAGCAGAUUGCCGCCAACAGCAGCGACGAUGCCGAUUCCGAUAACAUCCGGCGCCACAGACCCAAACCGGUCUCCCCCCGGAAUAACACCGGCGGCGGAAGGAAGAGUUCGUCUGCCAGGGUCGGCGGGAAGCGAGGGGAUCAGGAUAAAGUAGAAUUGGGCCGUCACGCCGGCGGAGGUGGGAAUCACAGGAAGUCGAACAGCCUGUCCAACUACCCAGGCGCCGGCGGAGGAGGGAAGCACUCCGGCCGGAAGCCGCCCGCCGUCGCCAGAGCUAUUAUUGAGGAGGAGAGUUUCAUCGGUUCGCCCAAGGAGUGGAUGAAUAAGGGCGGAGGGAGGAAAUCGGCGUCGCGUAAAGUAGAGGAGGAGAGUUUCGUGGCGGAGGACAACUGGAAGUACGGCGGCGGAGGCGGAGGGGCGGCGAGGAAAUCGGCGAAUGGGAGGAUGGAGGAAGUGGAGGAGAGCUUCGUGGCAGGGGAGGAUUGGAAUUACAGGGGAGGAGGAAACAACAACAUAAGGUUCAACAACAACAGCAGCAGGAGGACUACUCAGCGGAAUCAUCAGGGGAAGAAAUCGCCGGCGCGGCGGAUGGACGAAGAGAUUGGGAGCUUCGCGGCGGGUUCGCCGAGAGGAGAUUUCGAGGCUUCGUCUUUCAGCCGGAACUGGGAGAAGAGCCAGGCGUCGGUCAGUUUGUCAGAGUGGGCAAUCGUCUGCAGGUCCAAUGCCGACAAAUAACGUACGUACGUACAUUUGGCUUUUUUACUCCGGCCGGCGAGAGUCGAUCGGCGGUGGCUGACAAUCAGAAUUUCCAGUUACCUUGUUUGUUAUAACGACGAUGAUUCCUUAUAUAUGUUUAAUUACUGAUCUCAUAUAUGUCUUUUUGCAUCGCUUUCUCUUGAUAUUUUUUUUUUGGGUGUGACAUUUUUAGUUUUAUUGGCCUUGGUUAUUGACUUGCUAAAUAAACGAAUAUCUUUCGU
Linum trigynum is the source of this 1679-nucleotide messenger RNA. Lineage: Eukaryota; Viridiplantae; Streptophyta; Magnoliopsida; Malpighiales; Linaceae. The record is from the annotation of a GenBank genome assembly.